UUACUUCUCUAAGCUGCGUUAGAUUUUUAAUAUUUUUUACGGCUCCAAAUUGCAGUUAGAUCUAUUUAUAUAUUUGUUUGGCUUCUGUAGAUCUAGCGAUCUAUAACUGAUUUACAGUAAUUGUGGAAAUUUAACCCUAGAAAGAAAACUGCAACAAGUCUACGAUUAAAUUUUCGGUUUCUAUUGAAGAUGAUGUGUGAUUGAACUUAUUUUUAUGUUAAAUAGGGAUAUCGAAUUUCAGUUAAAAAAGGUCGAAGGAACAAAUGAUGCAGCAGUAUGCGAUCCAACGAACCGCUACUGGAAGUAACCGUGAGGAUUUGCAGAGCUCCUUUUCAGUUAUGGUUACGGAUUGGAGAGAGACCGUGGUCUGCCCGAAACCACGUCGUUUGGGCCUCCUAAACAACUCUUUCAACGACCACCCUGUUAGGUCCCUCAGAUGGCAAAUUAGCCAUCAAACCGAGCUAUGUGAUUCAAAAGCAGGGAGUGAUAUUUUGGAUAUGAUUCUUACAAAGCAGGGUGGUUGUAGAGCGGAACAAGUAGCGUCGUCGCCCCCAUUUUUUUGUGGGUCGCCGCCGAGUAGAGUAGAUAACCCAUUAAUUCAAGAUGCUCGAUUUGGGGACGACAAGGUCCUCACCCCACUGUCAGAGAUGCCUAUGUCAGGCGUUCCCUCAUCGUCUCCGGCAUCCUCUUCAAGGAAAGGAGGCUGCAUCCGAGGGAAUUUUGUUAACAAACCGGCAGUGAGAAUUGAGGGGUUCGAUUGCCGAGACAAUGAUCACCGGAUUUGCAGCAUCCCGGCGUUGGCCUAGAA
Messenger RNA from Hibiscus syriacus, 808 nucleotides. RefSeq lists its product as uncharacterized. The transcript is spliced from 3 exons. The record is from RefSeq and is a predicted model, not a curated record. Lineage: Eukaryota; Viridiplantae; Streptophyta; Magnoliopsida; Malvales; Malvaceae. The coding region runs from base 264 to 806 and encodes 180 amino acids.